Messenger RNA from Aspergillus ibericus CBS 121593, 1495 nucleotides. RefSeq names its product ribosome biosynthesis protein RRB1. Gene Ontology annotation, molecular function: protein binding. Bases 97 to 1374 code for a protein of 425 amino acids. The record is from RefSeq and is a predicted model, not a curated record. The transcript is spliced from 2 exons. NCBI's taxonomy places the organism in Eukaryota, Fungi, Ascomycota, Eurotiomycetes, Eurotiales, Aspergillaceae.
CUGAGCGUGAGGAGGAAGAGAAAGGUACAUCUUUGCUCCGCACACUGCCAUUCAUGAAUGCGACAUCAUGACUGACUCCGACUAUCUUCAGACUCAAUGGAAGUCGACAAGCAGACCUUCAUCCCUGGCCGGACAAAGCUGGCUCCCGGAGAGGUCCUCUCCCCGGACCCGACGACUUAUGACAUGCUUCACACCCUCAGCACCCCAUGGCCCUGUCUAUCGUUCGAUAUCGUGCGCGAUUCCUUGGGCGACAACCGUAAAACAUACCCCUCCACUGUCUACGCUGUGACAGGUACACAAGCCGAGGGCAGACGGUCGAAGGAGAAUGAGUUGAUGGUCCUGAAGUUGAGCGGCAUGAGCAAGAUGGACAAGGAGAAUGAAACCGACUCGGAGAGCGACUCCGAUUCGGACGACGAAAGCGAGGCCAUCCUCGAGCACAAGAGCAUUCCACUCGGAUCGACAACCAACCGUAUCCGCGCUCACCAAACCCCCAAUCAGUCCGGCGAUUACUCCAAGCCCCCACAGACUCUUACCGCCACGAUGCUGGAGAACUCCCAGGUCGUGAUCCACGAUGUCACCCCCCACCUCACCAGCUUCGAUGUUCCCGGCACGAUCCUCCCCCCUUCUGCCUCCAAGCCCCUGUCGACUCUCCGCAUGCACAAGUCAGAGGGAUAUGCACUGGACUGGUCUCCGCUGCAGCCUCUCGGCAAGCUUUUGACUGGUGACAACGACGGAUUGAUCUACGUGACGACGCGCACCGAAGGCGGCGGCUGGGUGACGGAUACUCGUCCGUUCACCGGACACCUGUCGUCCAUCGAGGAGCUCCAAUGGUCCCCCAACGAGAAGAACGUGUUCGCCUCCGCCAGCAGUGACGGCAGUGUGAAGGUGUGGGACGUCCGGUCCAAGUCGCGCAAGCCCGCUGUCGAUGUCAAGGUGUCGAACACCGACGUCAACGUUAUGAGCUGGUCGAACCAGACCUUCCAUCUCCUUGCGACGGGUGCGGAUGACGGACAGUGGGCCGUCUGGGAUCUGAGACACUGGAAGCCGACGGCGCCGUCGUCUCAGAUUACCGCUGCGCCCGUUGCCUCAUUCGACUUCCACCGCGAACCGGUGACGAGUAUCGAAUGGCACCCGACGGAUGACAGUGUCGUCGCGGUCGGCUCCGCCGACAACACGGUCACUCUCUGGGAUUUGGCUGUCGAACUGGACGAGGAGGAGAACCGUGAGGCGGGCAUGCAAGAGGUCCCGCCGCAGCUGUUGUUCGUGCACUACAUGGAGUCCGUCAAGGAGAUCCACUGGCAGGCCCAGAUGCCCGGUACGAUCAUGGCUACUGGUGGCGCCGGAUUUAGCGUGUUCAAGACGAUCAGUGUGUAGACGACGUUAUAAGAAAAGUGCCCUUUCAACGAAUGCAUAUAGGUAGUUGGUGCGUUUUGAUGCGUUAUACCACUUUAUCUUUUUGUUUUGCUUUAUGAUGAGUUAUAGAUUAAAUGAUGAA